Molecule: messenger RNA, 2596 nt
Organism: Populus euphratica (Euphrates poplar)
Lineage: Eukaryota; Viridiplantae; Streptophyta; Magnoliopsida; Malpighiales; Salicaceae
Product: probable potassium transporter 17
Biological process (GO): potassium ion transmembrane transport
Cellular component (GO): membrane
Molecular function (GO): potassium ion transmembrane transporter activity
Source: RefSeq, a predicted model, not a curated record
CGUAGGAGGUUGCGUGCGUAGAAGAAAAGAAAAGAAAAUUAAAUUGUUGGAAACGAAGAUGUUUGGAGGAGGAGGAGGAGAGCAGGCGGGGCCUGGGCGGGAGUUGAGAGCAGCAGACCCAGCGGCGAAUAAGAGGGAGUUUGUUGUGAAUGUCGAGUCAUCUUGCUCUGUUUCUCAUAAUUCCGAUAGCCACUUCCUUCCUCCUCGCAACAGCGCCUUCUUCAUUCCACCACCACCACUUACUACUACCACUACUCAGCCCAAGGAGAGAGGAAGAUGGGAGACAGUGGUGCUAGCAUACAAGACACUUGGAGUUGUCUUUGGAGGGCUUGUGACAUCACCAUUAUAUGUAUACCCAUCAAUGCCAUUGAAGUCUCCUACUGAACAGGACUACUUGGGAAUCUAUAGCAUCAUGUUUUGGACUCUCACACUCAUUGGGGUUGUUAAAUAUACCAUUAUAGCUCUCAAGGCCGAUGAUCAGGGCGAAGGUGGAACACUUGCUUUGUACUCAUUGCUCUGCAGGAAUAUGAAUAUUGGUAUCCUUUCCUCCAAACAAGUACAGACAAACUCAAGUUUCUCGCACUCUGUCUUGCAUGAAGGCACUGAGAAUAAAAGUAGGCUUGGAAUUUUUUUUGAAAGAAGCAUAGUUGCCAGAAGGGCACUACUUUUCAUUGCUAUGUUAGGCACAUGCAUGCUGAUUGGGGAUGGUAUACUUACACCUGCAAUCUCAGUGUUGUCGGCUAUGGAGGGUAUAAGAGCACCUUUUCCCUCUGUCAGCAAAUCUUCAGUGGAAGCACUUUCUGCAGUGGUUCUAGUUGUUCUUUUUCUGCUUCAAAAGUUUGGCACUUCUAGAGUGAGUUUUAUGUUUUCCCCAAUAAUGGGUGCGUGGACCUUGUGUACUCCAUUAGUAGGGAUUUAUAGCAUCAUUCAGCAUUAUCCUAGCAUAUUCAAGGCUUUGUCUCCUCACUACAUAUUCCAUUUCUUUUGGAGAAAUGGAAAGGAAGGAUGGCUGUUGCUUGGUGGAACUGUUCUCUGUAUCACAGGUUCUGAAGCACUUUUUGCUGAUCUUGGUCAUUUUAACAGAAGCUCAAUUCAGAUUGCCUUUUUGCUUGCAAUAUAUCCAUCUCUUGUUCUGUCGUAUGCGGGGCAAACUGCAUACCUUAUCAAGAACCCAAAUGAUCAUGAUGAUGGAUUUUACAAGUUUAUACCUACAGCGAUUUACUGGCCAAUCUUUAUCAUAGCCACGCUAGCUGCUGUUGUUGCAAGCCAGUCUCUGAUAUCAGCCACCUUCUCGGUCAUCAAGCAAUCAGUUGUACUGGAUUAUUUUCCUCGUGUUAAGGUGGUGCAUACAUCUUCUAACAAAGAGGGUGAAGUCUACUCCCCAGAAGUCAAUUACAUCCUCAUGAUUCUUUGUGUUGCAGUGAUACUUAUUUUUGGAGAUGGAAAAGAUAUCGGGAAUGCUUUUGGUGUUGUUGUUAGUCUAGUAAUGCUCAUCACCACAAUAUUACUGACGUUAGUUAUGAUCAUGAUAUGGAGAACUCCACCAUGGCUGGUUGCAAUUUACUUCUUCAUAUUUUUUACAAUGGAAGGGGUUUAUGCCAGUGCUGUUUUGAGUAAAAUACCUGAGGGUGGAUGGAUUCCUUUUGCCAUAUCUUUUAUCCUUGCUUUCAUUAUGUUUGGCUGGUUUUAUGGAAGGCAGAAGAAGAUAGAGUAUGAACUGACUCACAAGAUAGACUUGGGAAGACUUGAAUUGCUAUUAUCCGAGCCAGGUAUCCAGAGGGUUCCAGGAUUGUGCUUCUUUUACAGCAAUAUUCAAGAUGGCCUGACGCCUAUCCUUGGACAUUAUAUUAAAAACAUGAAAUCACUACACAAAGUCACUAUUUUCACAACACUUCGAUAUUUGUUGGUGCCUAAGGUUGCUGCACAUGAGAGGAUCGUUGUCAACAAACUUGGUCUCGAAGGAAUUUAUGGAUGCGUGAUUCAAUAUGGCUAUGCAGAUUCCCUAAAUCUCGAAGGAGAUGACAUUGUGAGUCAAGUUACUGAUAGUUUGCAGGUGUAUCUACAGAACUGCUCUAGCUGUUUAACAUCUGAACAUCACGAGGUUCAGGAAGAGAUUUCUGCUUUUAAAGAAGCAAAGCUGGCCGGAGUGGUUCACAUUCGAGGGAAGACGAGGUUUUAUAUAGGCAAGAACUGUAGCUGGUUUGAAAGAAGCAUGCUUGCAUUUUAUGAAUUCAUGCACAGUAACUGCAGGUCUGCACUGCCAGCCCUUGGGGUGCUGCCACCACACCGUAUCGAGGUUGGAAUGCUUUAUGAAGCCUGAACAGAUAAUUAAUUAUUACUUUCAGCUUUAUUUUUUUAUUUGUUAGAGCAAUAUAUAUAGACACACACAGAGAGCAAUAUAUGAGGAAAAUCAUUGGAAGUGCAUCAUGGUAUUUUGAGACAAGAAAAGCCCAGUAUGGCUCAUGUUAAUGCUCUAUUUUGUAAGCUGUCUGAAAAUCGAAUGAAUAAAUAGAUAUCGAGAGAUUUUCGGAUAAAAUUCUCAGUGUCAUUUGUUGACAAAACGUGUAGGACUUUCAAUGAUCAACGAGGUUGCUUA